Molecule: messenger RNA, 672 nt
Organism: Rotaria sp. Silwood1
Lineage: Eukaryota; Metazoa; Rotifera; Eurotatoria; Philodinida; Philodinidae
Source: the annotation of a GenBank genome assembly
AUGGAAAAAUUACUUGAAUUUACUGUUUCUCAACAUUUAUCAAGUGUUAAUCUAAUAGCAGCAAUGGGUGCAAUAGGGAAUAUUGAUCGACAAAGACCAGAUUAUAUACAUGGUAACGGCAAUUUUUUUUUGCACCCUACUGUAUGUCGAGUUGUACAAACAUUUGAAGGAUUACAAGUUAAUUUACCACCGACAUUGGUCGAUUCUCAAGUUAGUAGUGUUCGAAAGAUAAUUAAAUUAAAAUUAUUAAGUCUUCUCAAACAUCCUGCUUCAUUCGAUUUUCAACCACAAAUUACAAGAUUAUUAACUGAUCUUGGUGCUACACAAGCUGAACUUCUUAAACAUUUACCAAAAGUUUCAUCGGAAUCUAAACGUAAAUUAUCAUUAACUAAUAGAAUCUCAUCAAGUGGUGCACAUGGUUCAACAGUAUAUUCAACAUCAACAAGUUCUUCAUCAUCUCAUCCUCAACAUCAAACAGCAAUUGAUAUAACAGCUGCUGAUCUUCUUGGAAAAUUAUCUAUUGGAAAUCUUGUUGAUUUAGUUCUUCUAUCAAUGUUGUUAUUACCGGAAAAAAUGCCUGCAUCAUUUCUCAAGCAACUUAUACACCAAUUGCAGCAGCUGCAUGUUAAACCACCAAUUGAUAAUGAUAUUGAAGAAGGAAAACCAAUAUAA